This is a messenger RNA of Phaedon cochleariae (mustard beetle), 2205 nucleotides long. Lineage: Eukaryota; Metazoa; Arthropoda; Insecta; Coleoptera; Chrysomelidae. The record is from the annotation of a GenBank genome assembly.
CGCAAAGCCCAAGCAAUUUUUAUUUAAUUUGUGUGCACGUGUGUUGCAGUUUUUGGCGGCCAAAAGAAUCAAUGAAAAUCUGAAAAUCAAAAUGAAAUAUAUUCUUGUAACAGGCGGUGUUAUUAGUGGCGUAGGAAAAGGAGUAAUUUCCAGUUCUUUUGGUGCUAUACUGAAAUGUUGUGGUAUAGAAGUUACUUCGAUAAAAAUUGAUCCAUACAUCAACCUGGAUGCUGGAACAUUUUCACCUUAUGAACACGGGGAAGUAUAUGUGUUGGACGAUGGUGGAGAGGUUGAUUUGGAUCUAGGAAAUUAUGAGAGGUUCCUAGACAUCACAUUACACAAACAGAAUAACAUCACAACUGGAAAAAUUUAUCAACAGGUUAUUGAUAGAGAACGACACGGGGAUUAUCUUGGGAAAACAGUUCAAGUUGUACCCCAUAUAACUGAUGCUAUCCAAGAAUGGGUGGAAAAAGUGUCCAAAAAACCUGUAUCAGAAACUGGAAAAAUUCCUGAAGUAUGCAUUAUUGAAUUGGGGGGUAUAAUUGGUGAUAUAGAAAGUAUGGCCUUUGUGGAAGCUUUCAGGCAGUUUCAGUUCAGGGUGAAACGUGAAAAUUUCUGUGUGGCUCAUGUUUCUUUAGUUCCACAACCCAAAACUACAGGAGAACAUAAAACAAAGCCAACACAGUCUUCUGUUAGAGAGUUGAGAGGACUAGGAUUGUCCCCUGAUAUUAUUGUGUGCCGAUCAGAGCAGCCUAUAGGACAAAGUGUCAAAGAAAAAAUAUCAAAUUUUUGUCAUGUAGCACCACAACAGAUAAUUAGUGUACCUGAUUUACAUUCAGUCUAUGAAGUUCCAGUGUUCAUGGAGAACCAUGGCAUGGCUGAAUAUUUGAGUGAUAGACUCCACCUAGGUAUCACUCCAUUACCACCUAUGAGAAAAUACAUGAAGCCUUGGAUAGAAUUGGGAGAUAGGAUGCGCCAUCUCAAAUAUGAAGUGACGGUGGGCAUCGUGGGUAAAUACACCAGACUGGAAGACUCCUACACCUCCAUCACGAAGGCCUUGCACCAUGCGGGAAACAAAGUGGGGUUCAAGGUCAACAUCAAAUUCAUCGAGGCGUCCAAUUUGGAGCAAACCAUGCUGGUCGACGAUCCGGCCUCCUAUCACAGCUCCUGGCACAAUUUGUGUGUUUGUGAUUGCGUGGUGGUACCGGGUGGGUUCGGUAAACGCGGUGUGGAAGGUAAGGUCGAGGCGUGCAAAUGGUGCCGCAUCAACGACAAACCCUUCCUGGGCAUCUGUUUGGGCUUCCAGGCGGCCGUCAUCGAGUUCGGCAGGAGUGUGCUGAAGCUGGACGCGGCCAAUUCUACUGAGGUGUGCGAAGAGACUGCCCACCCUGUAGUGGUCGAUAUGCCCGAGCACAAUACUGGGGAAAUGGGGGGUACUAUGAGGCUGGGCAAACGUACGACGGUGUUCAAAGAUAGUGCCGUCAACAGUAAGAUAAAACGACUCUAUGGCAAUAAAGACACAAUUGAUGAAAGACACAGGCAUAGAUACGAAGUGAAUCCAGAAUAUAUUGAGCAGUACGAGAAAAACGGUUUACAUUUCGUAGGAGUGGAUGUGGAACAGAAAAGAAUGGAAAUUCUUGAACUGCAAAAUCAUCCGUACUAUGUGGCCGUCCAAUACCAUCCCGAAUAUCUCUCUAGGCCUAUGGAUCCUUCUCCGCCAUUUUUGGGCUUGAUUUUGGCGGCCAAAGAUCGGCUGAAAGCGUAUUUGACACGCGGAUGCAAAUUGUCGCCCAGGGAACCGCAGUCCGAUAGCUAUGAUUCAGAAGAGGAAUGCAAUGAAUUGACAGUGAAACUUCCUAAUGAUCAUGAUGAUAGCAGUAGUGCCUAUAGCAGUUCCAGUUUAGCAUAAUUGUUAGAAAUGACAUUGUUAUUCCAAUUUUCCAUUUAAUUAAGUUUAAAGAUACAAUUUAUUUCAGAUGACUAAUAGGUAGGUACAAUUUCGAAUCUUAGGUAGUGCAUAAAGCUGUUUAUUUUUUUUUCAUGACUUGUGAAUAUAGAUGAAUGAAUAAGGAGUUGGACGUACUGUCUAAUGAUUCGAUUUUGUGUUUUUAGAUACUGUGUGUGUUCCCGGUAUUGCUGACACAACUCUUGCAUAUCUUGUAAAUGGUAAAUAAAUUCUGGAUUCGAUAGAUAUUUACGUAACCA